Messenger RNA from Oldenlandia corymbosa var. corymbosa, 1174 nucleotides. Lineage: Eukaryota; Viridiplantae; Streptophyta; Magnoliopsida; Gentianales; Rubiaceae. The record is from the annotation of a GenBank genome assembly.
AUUCUCCCUCAGUUCUAUUUCAAUACUAUAAAUUUCACGCUACCCUUUUAGCUUUUCUUUAACUCAAAUUUCAAUCGUAUUUUUCUGUCAUUAAUUAACAUGGCCUCCAACGGACUUAUUGCUUGUUUUGGUGAGAUGUUGAUCGAUUUUGUGCCUACCGUUUCCGGCGUAUCAUUAGCCGAGGCCCCUGGAUUCUUAAAAGCUCCGGGCGGUGCACCAGCUAAUGUCGCCAUUGCAGUGACCAGGCUUGGUGGCAAUUCCGCGUUCAUCGGAAAGUUGGGAGACGAUGAAUUCGGUCACAUGUUGGCCGGAAUUUUGAAACAAAACAAAGUUUCGGUUGAAGGCGUCAACUUUGACACCGGAGCCAGAACGGCUUUGGCUUUUGUCACCCUCCGAUCUGAUGGAGAGCGCGAGUUCAUGUUCUACAGGAACCCGAGCGCUGACAUGUUGCUCACGCCCGAAGAGUUAAACCUAGAUCUAAUCAAAUCCGCCAAGGUUUUCCACUACGGAUCCAUCAGUUUGAUCGUAGAGCCCUGCAGAUCGGCGCACUUGAAGGCGAUGGAGGUGGCCAAGGCAGCCGGAACUCUGCUUUCGUUCGACGUUAACCUACGAGAGCCACUUUGGCCGUCAAAAAAGGAAGCCAAGGAGAAGAUUCUCAGUAUUUGGGACUAUGCUGACAUCAUCAAGGUUAGUGACGUUGAGCUUGAAUUUCUCACUGGAAGUAACAAAAUUGAUGAUGAAACUGCCUUGUCCCUUUGGCGCCCGACCAUAAAACUAUUACUUGUGACACUUGGAAAAGAUGGUUGUAAUUAUUAUGCUAAGAAUUUUAAGGGUCACGUGGAUAGUUUUCAUGUUGAUGCUGUUGAUACUACUGGCGCCGGAGAUUCAUUUGUUGGAGCUUUAUUGACAAAACUUGUGGAGGAUGAAUCGAUUUUGGAGGAUGAAGAAAAGCUUAAGAAGGUGCUUAGGUUUGCUUGUGCUUGUGGAGCUAUCACAACAACCAAUAAGGGUGUAAUUCCUAAUCUUCCCACCGAAGAUCAAGCCCUUGCACUCAUGAAGACUAUUUAGCAAUUUUUAGGGUUUUUUGCUUAGUAUUUUCUUUUUCGUUUUUUUAAUAUUACAUACCGGUGUCGAAAAUCAUUACUCUUUCUUUUCAUAUUGAUAGAGAUUUACA